Molecule: messenger RNA, 5174 nt
Organism: Lolium perenne
Lineage: Eukaryota; Viridiplantae; Streptophyta; Magnoliopsida; Poales; Poaceae
Source: RefSeq, a predicted model, not a curated record
CCCGUCAUUUGUAAGCCCAAGCCCAACCCAACUUAGUAACUUGCCUAUUCGUGGUCUACUUCUUCUUCAGUGUCCUCCAUUUCAGUUCAGCAACUGCGGCGGCGCCAUUUGAGGAGCUUCAGAGGGCCUACGGCCAUGGCGCAGAGACGGGUACCUGGGUAGUACUAGGUAUUCGCGGCGCGCGCGGGUUACCGCCCUGUGCAUUCCUGGCCCUGUGUAUACGUGUACCCACGCCACGCGAGGUUGGUUCCAUAUGGCAGGGCAGCUGCUGCGGGCGGCGACGGGAAGGAGGAGGGGGUGGUGGGAGGCGCCGCUGUUUGCGGCGGAGCAGCGAGCGACGCUGGUGAACGUGAAGCUUAAGUUGGUCAAAGACCGGGCGCUCGACGGGGCCGUGUCGCGCGAGCGCCACCUCCGCUCCGCCCACCACCUGCUCGACCUCGUGUCCACGCGGCCCGGCCACCGCAUCUCCUGCCCGGAGCUCCUCGCCGACAAGUCCGUGCACAGGCUCUUCGGCUCCGCGGAAGCCGCGCUCGCGUUCCUCCGCAGGUACCGCACCUUGUUCGCGCUCUCUCGCCACGGCGGCCGCGGCGUGUCCCUCACGGACGCCGCGCUCGACCUCCGGCAACGGGAGCUGGACUGCCUGAACGCCUCGGAACCCGACCUGCUCGCCCGCCUCCGCCGCCUGCUUAUGCUCACCCUGCCGCGCUCCCUCCCGCUCCACACCAUCGACCUUCUCCGCUGGGACCUCGGCCUGCCCCGCGACUACCGCGCCUCAGUCCUCCGCCGCCAUCCCGACCACUUCGCCCUCGCGCAGCCCGAGGGCGACGAGCGCGUCUGGCUCCGCCUCCUCUCCUGGGACGACCGCCUGGCCGUCUCCGAGCUCGAGAAGGGUGCGGCCGGUGGCGACACCACUUGCCUCCCGUUUCCGGUGAGCUUCACGAGGGGUUUUGGCCUCAGGAGCAAGUGUAUGGACUGGCUGAGGGAGUGGCAGGCGCUGCCGUACACUAAUCCGUACGCCGACGCCUCGGGCCUUGACCGCCGCACUGAUGUGUCGGAGAAGCGCAACGUCGGAGUCUUCCACGAGCUGCUGCACCUCACAUUGGCAAAGAGGACGGAGCGCCACAAUGUCAGCAACAUGAGGAAGCUGCUUGGCAUGCCACAGAAGUUUACCAAGGUUUUUGAGCGCCACCCGGGCAUUUUUUACCUCUCAAGAGUACUUGGUACACAGACAGUUGUGCUCAGGGAAGCUUAUGGUGGCGGAAGUCAGCUGCUUGAGAAGCAUGCACAUCCACUUGUUGCUAUCAGGGAGGAGUAUGCCACCAUGAUGAGGGCUGCAUUGCCACCAAGAAGAAGAGAAAGCCAUAACUCUUGUAUUGAGUUGGAUGAUGAAAGUGAGGAAGGCGAAGAAAAUGAACUCUCUGAGUGAAUGUGUUAUACGUAUACUUCAUUGAUUCUUACUUCACUGAAGCUAGUGAGCUCAGAAAUGGAUGCUCUGCAAGUGCAUUUCUUCAACAGGUAUUGAGUUGGAUGAUGAAAGUGAGGAAGGCGAAGAAAUUGAACUCUCUGACUGAAUGUGUUAUAUGUACACUUCAUUGAUUCUUAGUUCACUGAAGCUAGUGAGCUCAGAAAAGGAUGCUCUGCAACUGCAGUCGUUCAACAGGUUGUCCCCAAAGGUUAUCAGAAUGAAUUUGUGAAAGUUCUUCUGGGUUCACAGUACAUCACAAACAGAUGGUUGUUUCAGUCUAGGUAAAAUUGUCUGAUGUUGAUUCCUGGCAGUUUCAGAAGUCGGUUAACCUUCAGUAAAAUUGGUAAAAAAAAAAAAACACUUUGGCUUUCAAGGGUCAUAGUUCCUUUUCUUUGAAGGUCCAUCUAGUAAUUUCACGGGUCACUACUUACCUCUGCAUCACAAUGUUGCUUACUUCUAGUUCUUAUAGCAAACUCAAUGCAAAGGUUAAAUGAACUACAUGGUGAAUCUUCUGCAUGGUUAACAUCCUACUUUUAUUUCACUGCUAACUGUUUCAUUUGUGUUAUGUUGUGCUUUCGCACCAUAUGAUACCUCCUCCCUAUAGUAGCUUAUUAGUCAAAGAGAAAUGUACUUGGCACCUAAACUUGGUGUUUUUCUCUAAAAUGCCGCUCCAAAGACUCUUUAUUUUCUAAGUAAUUAGGUUUUAAACAAAAGUACAUGGAAUGAUGGAAACAUAGGUGAAUUGAUAGAAAUGGAGGAUACACGAAGAGCUCAACAACUGCUGCUUCCAGUUACUAGUUUGGUACAAUUCAAAUCCAUGUGGUAAUGUAUGCAUUUUUGCCAGUCUAAACCAGUUUCAGAUUGAGAUGGUUUUGGAAGUACUACUUAAAAUGGUUGUAAAAAUAUUAUGCAAUUUGUUACUCCAUCAAAUCUACAAGUCAAAGUACAAAUUACAUGAAAAAUAGAUGUAAGAUACUGUAAGCAAAAGCGAUAUGUCUAAACAACAAGAAGUUAGCAAGUAGACAACUAUAUACUUAGUUGAGCCAAUAGCAUUUUUUUGGAACCACUUUAACCCCAUAGCAUUGCUUGACAGUCAGGGAGUGAAGGAUAUAUCUCGGUCCAGCGAUCUGUUAACUGCUAGUGAAUGAAGUGUAGAGAUUCGACGAUCUAUAACUCUUUUCUUUCAUGUGAUCAUCUGGGCUGUUGGGUCAGAGAUCUCAGCAAGUGGCAAAGCAAAGGCCAAUGAGUGUAAUCUCUUUGUGGGCUCAUCUUCUUCCCUGCUGUCGGUACUUCAAUCAUUGGCUGCCAUCGUUGUAGCUUUGAGGUUUCCGGCAAAAUUGAUGGAUAUGCUCAAGCCAGGUGAAGCAUAUCUGAUGAAUUUUCCACUGCAUGGGUUUAUUUCCUUAAGAAUUCAAAUAAGUCUGUUGGAUUAUUUUCAUACGAACUCCAAUUACUUACAAAUAAUAAAAUUUGGUAGAGUUGUCAUUGAUUUGUUUGCUCACCUUCAGUGGUAGGGGACGAUUAUAAGUAAUUGAGAAUUCAUAUGAUUCAACAUAAGAUUACAUGAACUUUAUAACACCUGGACUUUACUUGAUUCUUGAGUAAGGGUCAAGGGAGUGAUGUCCUGAGAGGAAGAACUCCAUUCCAAUUGGGAGUGAAAAAUAUAGUCUCCACUACAUCAGCAACUGAUCUUCCAAAACAUAUGUUUUUAUCUCUAAAUGAACGCAAUCUAGACCUUCAGUAUAAUGUUUUAAUUUGGCAGGCCACUGGAGUUCAAAUUACUGGCUAGUUUCUUGGCUCUGCACGUUGGCUACAUUGUUCUCGGCUAAGGUAUAAUAUUUGGAGCUACUUUGUGUUCUUUUGAUUUCGCCUCACUAUUCCACUUUGUUUAAAGUUGAAAAGUUCAGAAAACUCCAAAGAUGAAUGGAAGCAUUCGUUCAAACUCCAUACUGUUUGGGCUCAAGGUCCAACAAAAUUAGCAUUUUUACUGUGGAAAUCAACAAAAGGCUGUUUUGAUUUGCCAAACGCCUUAUAUUGUGGGACGGAGGGAAUAGAAUAUAGAGGAUUCAAGAUAAACAUGCCUAAAUGAAAUGGUAGCUUUAUCCAAGAAAAUAACUCCUUAGUUGUAUGAGCUAAAUUAAAUGAUCACAGGAUCACAUUGUGCCACUCUUAGUAAAAGCUUCGGGGUCAGAACUCCCUUGCAGACUAAAUGGUGAUCAUCAGUCCAUGGUUAAACAAUGGUGGUUCUCACUUACCUUAUGAUUGAUCACCGCUUCACCAGCCAAUUAGUACUGUUGGAACUAAGAAACCCGUUAAUUGAUAACAAGACCUGACCAGCAUUUGUGCAAGCACAUAUACUGCCAUACUGGGCACCUCUUAUUGUGAAUAUUCCUCUAAAUCUCAGAGAUCCUUUUUUUAAUUACUCAUUACCAAUGCCUGAAGAUCCGCACAAACGACAUCUGGAGAGUGGGAGACACUUUUGAUGAGUAACAGGUAGUCUGGUACUGAUAGGUAACCUAGACACCACAAGCGUCCAGAUUUAGGACCUAGUUGCAGUUUUCGCUUGGAACUGCAUCGACAAAAUUGGAUUUCCGUUGGUUCUCACUGUCUGCACAAGAUGAGAGAUUUAAAUCUACUAGGAUGAUGUUGUAUACUUGUAUUCCGUUCAUAAAUUUUGGACAAGCUGGGCACAUGUGCUGGCCUGUCGCUUGCACUGUUGGAGAGGUACUCCUGUAGGGCAUCAAUGCCAGCAGGUAUACACAUUGUAAAUGUUAACCGGCAAGGCUACAGCCACAGCUAUGGCUGCAUCAUCUUGAUCUACUACCACUAACUUCGUUUGCAAUAAAACAGUAAUAUGAGAGGGGACCAUCCCUUCUUAGUCAAUGUAGACGCAGAUAAACUACGGGGCCUUGCAUGUGAGACUGCAUCAGAGCUCACUGGCCGUAGAGCCCGACCAUGGUGAAAGGUCCAUGUUACUGGAGUAGCAUGCAUGUUCUCGUUAAUAACUUUUGCUGGUUUCAGUUGACUGAUCUGUCCCUCCCAAUUGAAUUGAAUUGAAUCACAGGUUAGCUUGAUCUGGCCGUGAGGCGUUCCUUGCAUCUCCACCCACAGGACACAGAGUACACGUCGCCGGUUGACGUACAUUGAUGGGGCAUUUCGUUUGUUACGAACGAACCUGGCCCCCCAUCCCACCUCUGUUGCUGUGAAAAUCCACCCGAGGAUAGAAACAUCCAUCUCUGAUCUACUGAUACUUUUGCUCCCUACCUUCCUGCUGCAUCCGCUGAUGGAUAUACGCCCUUGACUUUUCCAUCCAGCAACCGAGAAAACUGGUGGAAACGGGCUGGAUCGUGGCGACUAGCGUGUUGCGACAAACUUAAUCCCACACAUGGCGUGGACUGGGCGACAGGAGGAGGUACAGGACAUGGACGCUGGUUAAGUGGCUGGCGUGUCGACUCGGAGGACGAAUAACUGCCGCCUCAGCGACCAGCAAACUGGCCACGCUAGCUGGCUGAAUCGACGGACCACAGGAGGCGCUACAUGCAGAUGAACCGAUGUGCGCGUAAGCUGAUUCAGCGCAUUAUUGACGUGUUCCAAAAUAAAAUUGUUUGACGCGUCCAUACAGUGUUGAGUUUUGAAAGCCUCCCCAUGCAAACUUUGCUGGGCGCAUUAUGCAUGAAGAUUGCUGGAUAAGAUACGAUUUGAUCGUGUG